AUGACCAUCACGAAUGGCAAUAAGCGCAUCCUGGAUGCUCCUGAACCCAUCGCAAUUGUUUCUGCAGCGUGUCGAUUACCCGGGCAUGUGGACAGCCCGCACAAGUUAUGGGAGCUCCUUCAGUCGGGCGGCACUGCUGUUUCCAACCAGGUGCCCAAAUCUCGCUUUAGCUCAGAGGGACAUUUUGACGGGUCGGGCAGGCCUGGCACCAUGAAAGCCCUGAGCGGCAUGUUCAUCGAGGAUAUAGAUCCUGCCGCCUUCGAUGCUUCCUUUUUCAACCUUACCCGGGCUGAUGCUAUUGCCAUGGACCCCCAGCAACGUCAGCUCCUGGAAGUAGUAUACGAGUGCUUCGAGAAUGGUGGUGUACCAAUCGAGAAAGUGAGUGGCAAACAGAUAGGCUGCUAUGUUGGCAGUCUGAACGGCGAUUACCACGACAUGCAGAUGCGAGACCCUGAGCAAAGAAUGUCGGGCCACACGGUUGGCACGGGUGGUCGUGCCAUGCUGAGUAACAGAAUUAGCCACUUUUUCAACCUACGAGGAUCCAGUUUCACAAUUGAUACAGCGUGUUCCAGUGGCCUUGUGGGAGUCGAUGUAGCCUGCAAGAAUCUACGCGCGGGCACACUGACCGGCGCAGUCGUGGCAGGCGUCAAUUUGUGGCUAUCGCCAGAACACACUGAAGAAACGGGUACCAUGCGGGCAGCGUACUCGGCUACUGGCAAGUGUCACACCUUCGAUGCUAAGGCUGAUGGUUACUGCCGAGCUGAGGCGGUUAAUGCUGUGUACCUGAAGCGUCUAUCGGAUGCUUUGAGGGACGGCGAUCCUAUCCGUGCAUUGAUUCGGGGGACAGCGAGUAAUAGCGACGGGUGGACUCCGGGGAUCAAUAGCCCUAGCUCCGAAGCUCAAGCGGCGAUGAUUCGCGAAGCUUAUAAAAAUGCUGGUAUCGACAGUAGCGAAUACGCCGAGACGGGAUAA
Aspergillus viridinutans is the source of this 972-nucleotide messenger RNA. Its product is annotated as beta-ketoacyl [acyl carrier protein] synthase domain-containing protein. Gene Ontology annotation, biological process: secondary metabolite biosynthetic process; fatty acid biosynthetic process. Gene Ontology annotation, molecular function: 3-oxoacyl-[acyl-carrier-protein] synthase activity; fatty acid synthase activity. The record is from RefSeq and is a predicted model, not a curated record. Lineage: Eukaryota; Fungi; Ascomycota; Eurotiomycetes; Eurotiales; Aspergillaceae. The transcript is spliced from 3 exons. Bases 1 to 972 code for a protein of 323 amino acids.